Messenger RNA from Belonocnema kinseyi, 1566 nucleotides. Its product is annotated as ornithine decarboxylase 2-like. Gene Ontology annotation, cellular component: cytoplasm. Gene Ontology annotation, molecular function: ornithine decarboxylase activity. The transcript has 8 exons. NCBI's taxonomy places the organism in Eukaryota, Metazoa, Arthropoda, Insecta, Hymenoptera, Cynipidae. The coding region runs from base 89 to 1402 and encodes 437 amino acids. The record is from RefSeq and is a predicted model, not a curated record.
AAAAACUAAGUGUUUCAAUCCUGAAAGUCACAGACGUUCACCAACUUCCAUGCAUAAUAAUUAAUCACUUGGUUUUCCCCUUAUAAAAAUGAAUUUCUCAAAAAUAACAGACUUUGACAUCGUUGACGAUUCUAUUAACGACCGUGAUAUUAUUAGGAAAAUUAUUGAAUCUCAAGAAGAGGAAGAUUCCUUUUUUGUUUUUGAUGUUUGUGAUUUAGUAAACAAACAUAAAACGUGGUUGAAAAAAAUUCCGAGAGUGACACCCCACUUUGCUGUGAAGUGCAAUUCCAGCCCACUCGUAAUUAAAACUUUGGCAGCACUCAAUGCAAACUUCGAUUGUGCAUCACUGCAAGAAAUAGUGCAAGUUAUGGAGUUCGGAGUGACCGGAGACAGAAUCAUUUUUGCUCAUCCAGUGAAAUUUCCAUCGCAUAUUAAAUUUGCUAAAAAUGUUGGGGUUUAUAGGAUGACAGCAGAUAAUCCAAACGAACUUCAAAAAAUUAAAGAUCUCUUUCCAGAAGCUCAAAUAGUUAUUCGAAUCCGUUGCGAUGCUGAGUUUGCAGAAAUUAAUCUUGGGAAUAAAUUUGGUUGCGACCCAGAUCAGGAGGCAAUCGAAAUGAUACAUUUAACUAAAAAUUUAGGCCUCAAUUUACAUGGCUUUAGUUUUCACGUUGGUAGCCUUUGUGGAGAAAUGACAGCAUAUAGUCGCGGGAUUAGAAUUUGCAAAAAAUUAGUCGAUUAUGCGAAAUCAGUUGGCUGUAAUGAUGUUCGUCUUAUCGAUAUCGGUGGCGGAUUUCCUGGUGAAUCUAAUUAUGAUAUAGACCAGUUCGCGGGAGUCAUAAACGAUGCUCUGAAGGACAUUGAUUCAACUAUAACAGUAAUCAGUGAACCUGGGAGAUACUACGUUACGUCAGCUUUCAAGCUGAUUGCUUACUUGCAUGGCAAGAAGGCGAUUAUUGAUAAGGAUCAAAGAAGAUAUGUGUACUACAUUAACGAGGGUGUGUUUGGAUCAUUCAAAGAUGAAUUGAUGGGUCUGGAAACCAGAUUUCCCAUUUCUCUCAAUGGAACUGCCAGUAAUGAAGAAUUUUUGAGCACCAUGUGGGGACAAACAGCUGAUAAUCUUGAUUGCAUCCUAAAGACUGUACCACUUCCUGAAUUUGAAAUUGGUGACUGGUUAAUUUGGAAAGAUAUGGGAGCCUAUACUUUGUCACUGGCUUCCUCUUCUCAUGGUUUUAAUCUAGCGAGUGUCUGCCCAAUUAUUCGGAAAAGUGAAUGGGAAGCUCUGUGUGCUGAGGAAAUUUGCACAAAUAAGUUAACGAAUGGAAGAGGUUGUAACGAGAAUCCCAGAAAACUCACAGAAGAAAUUGAUAAUUUCAAGGAUAUAAUACAAAUCCAAGGCUGUUGAGGAUAGGAAUCUUCAAUUAGAGAUAACGAUUAUACUGAAAGUUCAUUAAUCAUCAUGUAGGUAGGUAGAAGAGUUCCAAAAUUGACGAUCAUGAUUGCAGCCAAAGGAUAUUUCCGCUGUAUUACUAUGAUGAAAUUGCUGAAAUGAUGUUUAAUUUACCAGGG